AUGUCACUGCAAUACGGUCUGCCAAUAUCCCCCAGAACGGUCUGCACAGUCCUAGAGUACAGUCCCCCACCACGCCAUCCCAUAUCCCCCAGUACAGUCCCCCACCACGCCAUCCCAUAUCCCCCAUACAGUCCUAGAGCACAGUCCCCCACCACGCCAUCCCAUAUCCCCCAGUACAGUCCCCCACCACGCCAUCCCAUAUCCCCUAGUACAGUCCUAGAGUACAGUCCCCCACCACGCCAUCCCAUAUCCCCCAGCACAGUCCCCCACCACGCCAUCCCAUAUCACCUAGCACAGUCCUGCAGCACAGUCCCCCACCACGCCAUCCCAUAUCCCCCAGCACAUUCCUGCAGCACAGCACCCCACCACACCAUCUCAUAUCCCCCAGCACAGUCCUGCAGCACAGAACCCCACCACACCAUCCUAUAUCCCCCAGCACAGUCCUGCAGCACAGCACCCCACCACGCCAUUCCAUAUCCCCCAGCACAGUCCUGCAGCACAGCCCCCCACCACACCAUCCCAUAUCCCCCAGCACAGUCCUGCAGCACAGCACCCCACCACGCCAUCCCAUAUCCCCCAGUACAGUCCUGUAGCACAGCACCCCACAACACCAUCCCAUAUCCCCCAGCACAGUCCUGCAGCACAGCACAGCCCCCUACCACUCCAUCCCAUAUCCCCCAGUACAGUCCUGCAGCACAGCACAGCACCCCACCACGCCAUCCCAUAUCCCCCAGCACAGACCUGCAGCACAGCACCCCACAACACCAUCCCAUAUCCCCCAGCACAGUCCUGCAGCACAGCACAGCCCCCUACCACUCCAUCCCAUAUCCCCCAGUACAGUCCUGCAGCACAGCACAGCACCCCACCACGCCAUCCCAUAUCCCCCAGCACAGUCCUGCAGCACAGCACAGCACCCCACCACGCCAUCCCAUAUCCCCCAGCACAGACCUGCAGCACAGCACCCCACAACACCAUCCCAUAUCCCCCAGCACAGUCCUGCAGCACAGCACAGCCCCCUACCACUCCAUCCCAUAUCCCCCAGUACAGUCCUGCAGCACAGCACAGCACCCCACCACGCCAUCCCAUAUCCCCCAGCACAGUCCUGCAGCACAGCACAGCCCCCUACCACUCCAUCCCAUAUCCCCCAGUACAGUCCUGCAGCACAGCACAGCCCCCUACCACUCCAUCCCAUAUCCCCCAGCACAGACCUGCAGCACAGCAUAG
Oncorhynchus kisutch (coho salmon) is the source of this 1224-nucleotide messenger RNA. RefSeq names its product extensin-1-like. The record is from RefSeq and is a predicted model, not a curated record. Lineage: Eukaryota; Metazoa; Chordata; Actinopteri; Salmoniformes; Salmonidae. The transcript is spliced from 2 exons. The coding region runs from base 1 to 1224 and encodes 407 amino acids.